Messenger RNA from Eutrema salsugineum, 856 nucleotides. Its product is annotated as photosynthetic NDH subunit of subcomplex B 5, chloroplastic. Gene Ontology annotation, cellular component: chloroplast. Gene Ontology annotation, biological process: response to oxidative stress. NCBI's taxonomy places the organism in Eukaryota, Viridiplantae, Streptophyta, Magnoliopsida, Brassicales, Brassicaceae. Bases 111 to 758 code for a protein of 215 amino acids. The record is from RefSeq and is a predicted model, not a curated record. The transcript is spliced from 5 exons.
UAUUCUUCUUCGCUUACACAAGAAAAAAGAAGCGCGGAUUUUUCAUAUGGCUCCAAAACUCUGAGACACACAAGCAAGAAACAGAGAGAAGAAGAUAAAGCUACAAAAAAAUGGCAACGAUAAAUUCAACGGUCACGAUUCUCUCUCCCAAAUCGAUCCCAAAAAUCAUCGAUUCGAAGACCGUCGGUUACGGUUUAUCUCCCAAUGUCGUCAAAUACGUCAAUUCCUCUUGUCGGAGAUUGAAGUUAGCGAAGCUGGUCUCGGCGGCCGGUUUAUCGCAGAUCGAACCAGACAUCAACGAAGACCCGAUUGGUCAAUUCGAGCUUAACAGCAUUGAAAUGGAGGAUUUCAAGUAUGGUUAUUACGAUGGAGCUCAUACUUACUACGAAGGAGAAGUUGAAAAGGGAACAUUUUGGGGAGCUGUUGCAGAUGACAUUGCUGCAGUUAAUCCUCCAUCUGGAUUUCAAGGUUUAAUCUCUUGGAUAUUUCUUCCUGCUAUAGCUGCCGGGAUGUAUUUUGAUGCUCCGGGUGAGUAUAUGUUCAUAGGUGCGGGGUUGUUCACGAUAGUGUUCUGUAUAAUAGAGAUGAAUAAACCAGACAAGCCACACAACUUUGAGCCUCAGAUUUACAAAUUGGAGAGAGGAGCUCGUGACAAGCUCAUGAAUGACUACAACACGAUGAGCAUCUGGGACUUUAAUGACAAGUAUGGUGAUGUCUGGGAUUUCACCGUUGCGAAGGAUGAUAUAGCCACAAGAUAAGAUAUUGAUUCUCAUUGUAAUGAUGACUUUUGAUGGAAACUGUUUAUAAAUGUUACUAUGUGUAUAAUAUAGAUUGUUAUUUCUAUUAGUUUUGUUUC